AUGCUCCUCCUUCUUGCUUUCCUCUCUGCAGUCUUCCUCUUCUCCCUCUUCCCCGCUUCACGCGACAGAGGCAAAGCCGCUGUAGAUUCCAUAGGCGGAUACGCGGAUCAUGUAUGGCAAGAGUGGAAGCCGGCCGGCAUCCCAGGAGUAGGAAAGAGUGGAGCAAACAGAAUAAGGGAGAGGCCAGCAUUGCAUGAGGAUCCCAAGAAGACGACGAGGUGUACGACGAGCUUCGAUGGAAAGAGGAACGUGGUGCAGUAUGCCAUUAUGAUUGAUGCUGGGAGCACCGGAAGCAGGGUACAUGUAUACAAGUUCAACUAUUGCGAUGCCCUUCCAGAGCUUGAAGAUGAGGUCUUCGAGAUGCUCAGACCAGGCUUGUCCAGCUUCAGGGGUGACCCAAAGGCCGCUGCCGACUCGCUACGUCCUCUGCUGAAGACUUCACUCACAGCAAUCCCCAAAUCCCUGCAGUCUUGCACCCCCAUCGCAGUCAAAGCCACCGCAGGUCUACGGCUGCUGGGCGCAACCGACUCCAAGGCCAUCCUUCACGCUGUGCGCAAGAUGCUCAAGGACGAAUACCCCUUCCAACUUGCCGAUGGAAAGACGGGCGUGGCCGAGGUAACGCAUGGAGCCAAUGACGAUGAAGGCCGUGCGGUGGAGAUCAUGGAGGGCAAGGACGAGGGCGUAUUUGCCUGGAUCACCGUCAACUAUUUGCUGGGCCUGAUCGGACCACCGCUGCCUGGAGAGAAUGGCUCAAAGAGGAGACGAACGGCUGCAGUGAUGGAUCUUGGUGGAGCCAGUACGCAGAUUGUCUUUGAGCCCGAUAUGCAGACCGGAAGCCAGGGCAUGCAUCCUGGAGAACACGUCUACGAGCUGCGAGACUUUGGAGGUCGGGACUACACCCUCUACCAAAACUCCUACCUGGGCUACGGUCUGAUGCAAGCCCGGAAAUCCAUCAACUCCCUCACCGCCUAUGCCUACUCUUACUCGCACCCAGAUGUGGUGCGUACAGGCCAGCUCUCCUCUUCGCCCAAUGAGAUGGAGAUCCCAUCUCCUUGCUUUGCGAUGGGCAAGGACAAGAUGACGCCCAUUGCCAAAAUUGGGGCAAAGGAUGAGGAGAUCCAGGCAAAGUUCAAGGGAACCACCGGAGGGUUCAAGGCGUGCAAGAGGUUGGUCGAGGUGAUGAUGGACAAAGAUGCCGUAUGCGCCCAGUCGCCAUGCUCCUUUGCAGGCGUCUACCAGCCCUCGCUCAUGUCCACCUUCCGCUCCGGAGCACCCAUCGUCGCCCUCUCCUACUUCUACGACCGUCUAGCACCUCUAGGCUUCUCCUCUUCGGAUGGACAUUCUCUUCUCCCACCGGGAUUUACCCUCCCGCAAUUGGCUGCACUGGCAGAAGACGUUUGUCGUUCCCCCUCAACCUGGCCUGCCCGCUUCCCCCUCGACAAGUAUCCCGAAGCACUCAAGGAGCUCUCUGAUCGACCAGAUACCUGUCUGGACUUGACCUAUCUGCACUCCUUGCUCAGUCUUGGGUAUGAGCUAGAGGAUAAGGAUGGGAUGGGCCGACCGGGAGAUCGGGACUUGAGGGUGAGGAUUGAGAAGAAGCUUGCGGGCACCGAGCUUGGUUGGGCGUUGGGAGCGGCCGUGGGUAUGGUGGGUGAGGUGGAAGGAUGUCGACGGAGGGGCCUGUAG
Messenger RNA from Microstroma glucosiphilum, 1686 nucleotides. RefSeq names its product nucleoside phosphatase GDA1/CD39. Lineage: Eukaryota; Fungi; Basidiomycota; Exobasidiomycetes; Microstromatales; Microstromataceae. Gene Ontology annotation, molecular function: GDP phosphatase activity; UDP phosphatase activity. The record is from RefSeq and is a predicted model, not a curated record. Gene Ontology annotation, biological process: nucleoside diphosphate catabolic process; protein N-linked glycosylation. Gene Ontology annotation, cellular component: Golgi apparatus; membrane. The transcript has 5 exons. Bases 1 to 1686 code for a protein of 561 amino acids.